Molecule: messenger RNA, 9475 nt
Organism: Pungitius pungitius (ninespine stickleback)
Lineage: Eukaryota; Metazoa; Chordata; Actinopteri; Perciformes; Gasterosteidae
Exons: 33
Coding region: 16-7851 (2611 amino acids)
Cellular component (GO): cytoskeleton; plasma membrane
Molecular function (GO): actin binding; structural molecule activity
Source: RefSeq, a predicted model, not a curated record
ACUGAUGAGCAGUGUAUGAAAGUUGUGCCCAUCACCUCGGUCAGCUCCAGUCCAUACUGGCAGACUCCGCCCCUCGCCGGCAGACUCCGCCCCUUUACGAGCAUCGGACACCUUCAGCACAACAAAGCGUGCGUCGCUCCGCAACAUUGUUUCUCCUCCUCUGAACCUGCUGGAAAAAAAGAUUUAGUCGGGUUUUGUGCCGUUUGCUUCCCCAUUGAUGCUGAUCCUAGAGUAGUGGCUACCAUGACAACAGAGGCGAGUGCAGUGAGCGAGGCCGAGACCGAGGGUAAACAGAAGGCCAGUGGCGCCGAACCCGAGAACAAUCAGGAGGCGGCAGCGGCCGAACCGGAAGGAGAGGCGUCGAGCAAGAAGGCCGAGGAGCAGUCGUCUGAGCCUGGGCCCGCCGACGUGCCUACCUCCCCUCAGGAGGAGCAGCUAAAGCCUCGUACCCGCACCUCUGCUGGCAAAGGCCUGUCUCGCCUCUUCUCCUCCUUCCUUAAACGCCGUUCGCAGUGCUCCGAGGGAGAGGGGUUCGAGGCAGAGAAAGCCAGUGAGGAAAAGGCAGACACAGAGGUAAAAGCUGACACCCCGGAUGAGGAUGGGAAGAAGGAAAGUGUGAAGCGCGAAGAGAAGGAGGCCAAAGCAGAGGAGGAAUCAUCUGAGGUGAAAAAGGAGGAAGAGAAAAAAGAGGAGAAAGAGAAACAAGAAGAGAAGGUUGAGAAGAGGGGCAGUAAAAAGAAAAAGAAAGAAGCCAAGAAGAAAGCAGAGAAAAAGGGUGUGGAGAAAGUGAAAAGCGACGAGGAGAAAAAGGAGGAGAAACAGGAGGAGAAGGAGGAGAAACAGGAGAAAGAGGAGAAAAAAGAGGAGAAACAGGAGGAGAAACAGGAGGAGAAAAAAGAGGCUGUAGAAAAGAAGGAGGAAAAGGUGGAGGUAAAGGACAAACAAGAGGAGACUGCUGAAGUUAAAGAGAAGGGGGCUGUAUCUGAGAAGAAAGAGGAGGAAAAAGUUGAUAAGAGGGUUACAAAGAAAAAAGAAAAGGAGGACAAGGUAAAAAAGAAGGAAGAGGAGAAGGCAAAGAAGAAAGCAGAGGAAGAAGAGAGGGUGAAGAAGAGAGAAGAAGAAAAGGCCAAGAAGAAGGAGGAAGAAAAGGCCAGAGAGGCUGAAAAAGCUAAGAAGAAAGAAGAAGAAAAGAACAAAAAGAAGGAGGAGGAGAAGGCUAAAGACGAGAAGGCAAAAAAGAAAGAGGAGUUGAAAAAGAAAGGGGAGGACCAGGUGAAAGAAGAAGCACAGAAAAAAGAGAAUGCGGAGGAAAAGAUAGAAGUGAAGCCACAGAAGGAAGAGGAAAAAGGGAAGAAAGAAGAGAAGCCACUGAUUGAAGCGGAAAAAGGGAAGAAAGAAGAGAAGCCACUGAAGGAAGCGGAAAAAGGGAAGAAAGAAGAGAAGCCACUGAUUGAAGCGGAAAAAGGGAAGAAAGAAGAGAAGCCACUGAAGGAAGCGGAAAAAGGGAAGAAAGAAGAGAAGCCACUGAAGGAAGCGGAAAAAGGGAAGAAAGAAGAGAAGCCACUGAAGGAAGCGGAAAAAGGGAAGAAAGAAGAGAAGCCACUGAAGGAAGCGGAAAAAGGGAAGAAAGAAGAGAAGCCACUGAAGGAAGCGGAAAAAGGGAAGAAAGAAGAGAAGCCACUGAAGGAAGCGGAAAAAGGGAAGAAAGAAGAGAAGCCACUGAAGGAAGCGGAAAAAGGGAAGAAGAAAGAGAAGGCAAAGAACAAAGGAAAGAAGGAGGCGAAGGGGCCAAAGGAGGAGCAGGUGAAAGCACCCAUUGCAGCUCCAGAGCCUGAGCUUAAAACCGAGGCGGAGGCCGAGCAGGCUCCUGACCAGCACUCCAUCAGCAGCACGGAGACACCGGCUCCAGAGGAAAAAAAGGAAGAAGCUGCGAUAGAAAAGGAGCCUGAAGAAGAGACGAAGGAGGCAGAGAAAAAAGAGGAAGAAGUGGCAGAACCGGAGCAAGGAGGCAAAGGAGAAGAGGAGGUGAAGGAGGAGGAAAAGCCAGCAAAAGAAACAAAAACGGAGAAGAAGACAGAAGAGGCCAAAGCCUCCAAACGUUCGAAAACAAUGCAAUGCAAAGUCACCCUGCUGGACGACACUCAGUUUGAGUGUGAGCUCGACAAACAUGCUAAAGUCCAGGAGCUCCUCACAAAGGUGUGCGACCAUGUCAACCUGCUGGAGAGAGAUUACUUUGGCCUCGUUACCAUGGAAACUCCAGAAAGCAAAACAUGGUUGGAAUCCACCAAAGAGAUCAGGAAACAGGUUUCCGGUGGUUUGUAUGAGUUUGCGUUCGGCGUGAAGUUCUACCCUCCUGAUCCAGCGCAGCUCACAGAAGACCUCACCAGGUACUUCCUGUGCCUCCAGCUGAGGAAGGACAUCAUCCAUGGUGUUCUUCCCUGUUCAUUUGUCACACUGUCCCUGCUGGGCUCCUACACAGCCCAGUCGGAGCUUGGAGAGUAUGACCCGGAGCUCCACGGGGUGGAUUAUGUUAAGGAUCUGAGCCUGGCCCCGGGACAGAACAAAGAGCUGGAGGAAAAGGUGAUGGAGCUGCACCGCACAUACAGGUCAAUGAAUCCAGCCCAGGCAGACUUGUUGUUUCUAGAAAAUGCCAAGAAACUUUCCAUGUAUGGAGUCGACCUGCACCAAGCCAAGGAUCUCGAUGGUAUCGACAUUACACUGGGGGUUUGCUCUGGUGGUCUGAUGGUUUACAAGGACAAGCUGAGGAUCAACCGUUUCCCUUGGCCAAAAGUGCUGAAGAUCUCUUACAAACGAAGCAGCUUCUUCAUCAAAAUCAGGCCAUCCGAGCAGGAGCAGUAUGAAAGCACAAUUGGCUUUAAGCUGCCGAACUACAAAGCCUCAAAGAAGCUGUGGAAAGUUUGCGUUGAGCACCAUACCUUCUUCAGAGUUCCAACGGUGGAGCCCCCCUCGUCGCGCCGCUUCCUCGUCCUGGGCUCUAAGUUCCGGUACAGCGGUCGUACGCAGGCCCAGACCCGCCAAGCCAGCUCCUUGAUCGACCGCCCGGCGCCUCGCUUCACACGCUCCGCGAGCAAGAGGCUGUCCCGCAACCUAGAAGGAGCUGGAGAUGAGACUCUCCAGCUCCUGCGACAACUGUCUGCAUCAACCAGGUCCGAGGUUGAUGAUUGGUCGAUGAUGCUGUCAUCUGACAAACCCCAGCCUUCUCCUCAAUUUCCAGCCAGAGGUCAGAGGGAGCAGACUCUCAGUCGGUCCUGGGAGGAAGGGCAGUCUGUUCACACGCUCAAAGCAUCCGGGCGGGACAAUGAGGCUUGGCAGAGUGGCUCGCACACCAUAACCCAAACAGUCAGUCAGCCGUGGCAGAAGAGGAGGGGGGACGAGUGGUCUGCGCUGCUCCAUCGCCAUCCUCCUCUUCCUUUUGUUCCACCUCUUGAUUUAGUGAAACAGCCAGCUAAGCUCAGCUUGGCAAAAAGUAGCUCCAUGGACCGGCUAUUGCAACCAGCUCUGAAACAGCAAGAUGAUUGGUUCCUUUACUUUGACCAAAUCUUCAGCCCAUCCUCGUGUGAGCCUGUCGACAGACCAUUGUCCCGCCUCACUCAGCUCCAGCUCCGGCUGGAGGAUAAGCAGGUCAUGCAGAAACAAACCAAUCGAACCAGCGAGGAGUCCUUUGAGACGCUGCAGGAAUCUCUGAUCUUGGUAGAAAAGUUCAGGGAGAUCGAUGAUUUGGAAAGAAGGCUGAGAGAAGUUAGGGAUUUAGAGGGUAGGCUCAAUGACCUGGACGAGAUGGCAGAGCGACUUCAGGGAGCAUUAGAAGAGGAAUUGGGUAAGGAAGAGGUUGUUAAAUCUAUGUUAAUUCUAGAAGAGGAUGAUUUUGAGCAGGAGAAACAAAUACAAGUUAAGGGUAUAACAGAAACAGUUUCAAAGAACUCAUUUUGGGUAACAGAGUCAAAAGAGGAAGAAGUCGAUGAAUUGGAAGAUCAGAUUAAAGAGGUGUUUUUAAAAGACUUGUUACCAGAAGAAGAAGAAGAAGAAGAAGGGGCCGAGAUAAAGCAGAAGAUCGAAAUAGAAGUAACCAGCGAGAGUCUGUCUGAUGACAGCUUGAGAGGGAAGCUACACCAGGUAAAAAAGGAAUGGCUGGAGCAGGCAGAGGAGAAGUUGACGUCUGGAUACUCUGAUGUCGCCAGUACAUCUUCUGUAGUAGCGUACCAGAUGGUGGAAGGCAGGACGGAGAAGAGAUUUACUAUAGUAGAUGAAGGAGCGCAGACGCAGCAAGAAACUGAAGAUGUGCAGGCCCAGCGUGGUGUUACUCUAGAGGAGUUGGUAGGAAAGGAGGCGACGUGGAUUAAGACGGAAACACUGGAGGCGAUAACUGAGGGAGAGGUGGCCGAGAGGCUUCAGGCCGAGGAGCCAUCUCCGGCGGCAGAUAGCGACAUCUGGUUCAUUCUUUUUGACCGCCCUCCAUACAAAGCUGUUUUCAAACCACCAGUUACUACUGUUCGCGCUCAGGUCGGUGGAAGAGAGAAUUUCACCUCCAAGUUUGAGAUUUCAACAUUUAAGGAGAAAACGGAGACUAAGGUAGAAGAGACCACAUCGAGAGGAGGAGUGUGGCGUGUACCAGAGAUCCCUCCACCACACGCCAUCAUGGAAAGAGACGAUGACUGGUUUGUGUGGCUGGAUGUUGUUGCCAGAGAAACCUCAUAUGUACCACCAGUUACGUUGAAGGGGAGAGACCUGAUGGGGGCAGAGAACGCUGAGUCUGUGGCUGCAACGGCCACCGACGAGGAUGCUAGAGGUGUAGUUGCUGGAGAGGGAAAGAUGAUCGAAAAAGCCUCCAGAUAUCUGCAGGAGAUACCAAACCGUCCGCCGCCCGAUAGGGACGACGACUGGUUUGUGUUGCUGGAUGUUCUCCCCAGAGAAUCAUCGUAUGAACCACCAGUCCUAUCCGUUGCCUCGAAGCGAAGUGACCAGGUGGGUGCGGAAAGUUCUGUCGCUGUCGCUACAACUGCAACCGGGCAGGACAUCGAAGAAGUGGUGUCUGAGGAGAAUAAGAUGAUGGCAGCGCAGCCGAGACAUCCACAAGAGUUGUGGCAGCCAGUGCUCGACAGGGAUGACGACUGGUUCGUGUGGCUGGAUGCUGUUCCCAGAGAAACACCAUAUGUACCACCAGUUGCGGCCGCUGAACGCGUUGACGUGUCCCCAGAAGAACGUGUCCCUGUAGUCACACUAACAGUCGACCAGGAGGGAGAGGACACGGUGGGCAUUGAGGCAGCAGACGCAGAAAUGGAAGGAGUGCUGAGUGAGGGGCAGGCUGCAGCCCUGCCGGUGGGUGUGAGAGACCGAGACGACGACUGGUUCGUGCUGCUGGAUCCUCCCGCCAGAGAACCAACAUAUGUGCCACCAGUUAUGGCAGAGUAUGUUCACGUUCGUCCCGAAGAAAGCAUAUCUACUGCGGCAGAAACAGUGACAGUUGAGUCCAGGAAGGAGGUCAUAGUUGAUGAGCUUGUGGUUAAGAAAGAAGAUGGAGGACUGCAGAAAAUAUCGCAGCCACUUGGGGAGAGAGAUGAUGAAUGGUUUCUUCUACUGGAUGUUGUUCCCAGAGAAACUGUCUGUGUACCUCCAGUUUGGGUGGCAGCACCGAGCCAAAUUUAUCCAACCGUUCAACCUGAGCGAAUGGAAGCGAUCACCAUAGAGCAGAAGUUGCAGCGUGUUGGGCCUGAGCAGAUUAGACUGGAGCCUUCUCGGCCAGAGCGAGACGAUGACUGGUUUGUGCUGUUUGACACCAUUCGUGAGAAGGCUGUGGUGAUACCAUCAGUGGCCUCCGUUGAGAUUAUUCCGGAUAUGAGGAAGAGCUUUGAGGUUGAGGUGACCUCCACAGAGUCCGUAACAUGGCAGAAGAUGAUAAUUGGUGGUGACAGCAGGCAUGAUGAGACACGUCCGUCUGGAAUUGGUUCUAGCCAAGUGGCAUCACUGUCUGAGAGAGGGGGAGGAGGAGAUGAUUGGUUUGUUCUGUUCGACACCCUCCGCCAAAGACCUGUUGUCAUACCGCCAGUCGCUGCGGUUGGGCAUUUUGUGGAUGUGGUGGCAGCCGCUGAACCGAAACCUAAAUUCAUCCUGGGAGAAGUGACACACCCUGUGCAGCUGUUGGAGAUUAAACCGUCACAUCCAAGACUGGUGAAAGAUGACUGGUUUGUGCUGCUAGACGUUGCGGCAAAAGUACCAGCGGCUGUGGACGAACGUGUCCGUACACACCGGGAAGUAAGAGCAGCUGAAGAGUUUGCAGCCAAUAAGCAGAGAGCUCAGCAGGGAGUCCCCCCAGUGGAGAUGUGGCGGCAGGAGAAGGCGGUGCAGCAGAGACGGCGGGCAGCAGUGAGAGAGUUGGAAGAUGAUUGGUUUAUUCUCCUGGAUGUGGCCACUAAGAAAUCAGUAGUCCCUGAGCGCACCCAGUUCCUAGUGGAGGGGAGAGUUCCAACCGCUUGGGCCGCAUCAAAGAUGGCUCACCCCGAGAGGAGUGCACAGUUUGAGAAACGCAUCCUGGAGGAAAGACGUCCGCUCGCACAAACGCAUGUCGAUGACGAUUGGUUUGUCCUACUAGAUGUUGCCCCUAAAGAGUCAGGUCCAGUGGUGAGCACGCAGAGGGGCGCCCGUCCGGUCAGUGCUCCGGUCUUCUCCCAGGCCGCUCUGGCUGAGGCAGGGAUCCCUAUGGCCCCCCUCGAUCAGCACCAGACCUCCACCCCCAUCAAGACCAGCCGCAAAGAGGAACGAAAGCUGGAGGUCACCGUCGAAGCUGUGGAGCCCUCAAAGACCGAGGCUGUGGCUGAGGUCAAGCACACGUCUGAGGGGACGAGCACGGAGGUGGUGCAAGUGCGAAAGAAAAGGGCUAAGAGAACUGAGGGUGACUCAAUUUAUAUCAGACAUAGCCUUUUAAUGUUGGAGGAGUUCGAUAAGCCUCAGGAGGACCUGCUCAGGCAUCACGCCAGCAUCAGCGAGCUGAAGAGGAACUUCAUGGAAGCCGCCGCGGAGACCAGGCCCAGCGAGUGGGACAAGCGCCUCUCUACGCACUCCCCGUUUCGCACCCUGGGUAUCAAUGGUCAGCCUCUGCCCAGUGCAGACGGGAGCGGGUGCAUUAGUCUCCCCGGCAAAGGUUCAGAGACAAAGACGGCCUGCGAGGAGACGGGCAGCAAUCGGGGCUUUUCGGGCCCGCCGGCUCCCUCUGUGAGCCCCAGGAGGGAGCGUGAUAGCGUCCAGGCCCAGGCCGCUCAUGUUGGGGAAGAGUCAUGGGAUCGGGGAGGGGUCGUAGCUUUUGAGACCUCCUUGGCGCCCAUCGCGGAGGCGGAGAUGGCCUUCGUCCCCUCCUCCCAGGCUUUAGAGGGGACCCCGGAGGGAGAAGGGCCGUGUCCCGGAGUGCCGCUGUGGCCAGAGAAGUUCGCUGGACCCUCCCCAGCUUCCUGUUUCAGGAGCGAUGCUCCAGAGGUGGUUCGCAGCUUCCAGCCCCCUCUGGUGCAGACCCAGACAGUCACCAUCGCAGCUGCCUCCACCUCCUCACCCAGUGGCAUCUCCACCACAGACGUCCCUAUCGUCCCGACUAAGACCAUCAUCUAUGAGUCCUCAAAGGUGGAAGUUGACGGUACAGCUGAGGACAAGGACGGCCCACUUAUGUCCAGCUCCAAGACUGUUACCUCAGACGCCAGCAGCGGCACCACGGUCACCACCACUCACAUCUCAAAGAUAGUGAAGAGCGGAUCCUCAGAGACCCGCGUGGAGAAGAGGAUCGUCAUAACUGCCGACUCUGACGUCGACCAAGAUAUGGAGAAAGACGGCGGAGCGUCGCCAUUGUAGCCGAAUCGCCACCCGCAUUUGUUCCUUUGACUCUCCACCACACAUUGACCAGCUUUGUCUACGCACACAGAACAGAAACAUCCCAUAAUCUGCACCUGAUAUUUUAGAUAAUUCAGUGGAUACAUCUUAGUAGAUCCUCUUUGUUUUUAGUUUUUUUUCAGUUGUAGGUAGAGGAGGGCUUCACAGUGCUCGAGUUUGGAAUUGAAUGCUUAUCUCAUCGAGGUGUUAAAAGCUUAGUGGAACAACCGCAUUUUCACUUGGUUCAGUAAUGUUUGCUUUUAUUUCCCUAGUGGUUUUUACAUUGUUAUUUUAUAAAACUGCACUGUUUUCAUUGUAGUUUAGACACCAUCAUCAACGUGUAUUCCCUUGGUGCUGCUAGGGAGUGUUAAGACUACUUUUAGGGGAAUCAUUUUGGUUGUUUACUUGUCUAUUUAAUUCAGGAAAGACAUUCCUUAAUGGAAUGACCUACAUGGCUUGAACAAGUGGACAGAGACAUUCUGUACUAUAAUUUUAAAAAGUUAGUUCCCUGCUCAGGUACAAAAAUGUCAAGAACCAGCAGCCUACACAUUGUAAAGUUUAAAUUAAAAAUUGAUCUAUUUUGAAAUAUUUCUCUAUUUUAUAGAAGUAAUGCUUUUAUAGUAUUUGUACAAAUUUGAGGUUUUUAAGUUAUUCAUCCAUCUGCUCAUUAAAUUUUCCACUGUGCUGUUUACUGAAUUUUGAGGUCUCUACUUAAAGCCUGAGAUUCUGAAUCAUUCCGAUAUGUUUCCUCUCGUAGUCCAAGUUCAUCAAACGUGUAGCGAUUUCCACAUUACAAUGAGGUGCUUCCCUCAGUACCAUAGAAUUCAUUAUCACUUUGAAUAUGUUUGAAGUUUUUCAAGCUUCGGUCUGUUUAACUCAGGUUUUGAUAUUUGUUGUAAGACUACAGACCCUACUUAUGAUUGUAUGAGGAAUAGCCAUAUAUGUAUAUCCAUCCCUACUAUAUUAAAUGUACAUUUGAGUUCUGCCAAGUUAGGUCAAUCAAUACAAAGCUCGUCUGUCACAGUAACCACGCUUGUGAGGGGGGAAGGCAGCUGUCCCAGUAUAUGUGGCUUUUCUCUCAUAGGAGCACAAGUUGUCUUUUUUUUUUUAAACAUGUUCUACUAUACAGUAAUUUAUUUGUAAAGUAGGAAGUGUCUUGUGUGAUUUGAUGUACUGUGAUGUUUCAACACGUGCUGGUUUCCAAGCUUUCACUAGAGAUGUCAAAGUUAAGCAUUGCAUUCAUUACCAACCAAGUUUGUAAAGCCUUUAACACAUAGUCCAAGUAGAUCGCUCUCACUUGCUGUUUCUUGUGGUUUCCAAUAGAAAAUAACAUGCUUAACAUAUAUGAAUUCCUUUUAGAUGUUUGUUAGCUUACUUUUUUUUUUUUACAUAUAAAGAAGCCAUUGGUAUUGUGGAAAACGACAGAAGCCUCGCUGUGAAGAUAAUGUAGUUUCACAAAAGAAAAUAGUUUAGACAAAUAUUGUUGCAUUGUGACUUAUCCCUGUCUUUUUAAGAAAAAAUAAAAUAUGCAUUAUUCUGCGUUUUAUUGGCAGUCUGUGUGAAAGAUACAAUUUUGAUCAGAAAUAAAUAUGCCAUUCACUUGCUC